Messenger RNA from Myotis brandtii (Brandt's bat), 987 nucleotides. RefSeq names its product fibronectin type III domain containing 8 (gene FNDC8). Gene Ontology annotation, cellular component: nucleus. The record is from RefSeq and is a predicted model, not a curated record. The transcript has 4 exons. Lineage: Eukaryota; Metazoa; Chordata; Mammalia; Chiroptera; Vespertilionidae. Gene Ontology annotation, molecular function: protein binding.
AUGGCAUCAGAGGUGUUCUGUAAAGUGGGAGAUGGGGAGGAGAACAUGAUGAAAAAGGAGACUCUCGUUUUGAAUCAAAUGUCGAAGCCCUUUCUAAACCCCAAGUCUAUGAACAGGAUGGUUGCCACCAAAGGACUCCCUCUUUCCUCAAGGGGCAGUUUGAUUACAUUCAUGAAGGAAGACACCAUCAACCUUCCCAGUCUACCGUAAGAUACACGCCGGGUUCUGAAGGCGAUGCCAGGGGAGGAAUCUGAAUGCAGCUCCGAUGACACCAGCAUCUCCCCCGUCUCAUCUACCUUGUUGAAUCCCAUCAAACUGGCCGUGACCCAGCCCAACAGCAGCUUCUUUGCAGGGUUGCUGGAAGGCGAGCUGAACAAGCUCAGCAUCACCUCGGUGGCCAAGAAUACAGAAAAGGAGGACCUGGCCUUCUGCCCCCGUCAAUCUAAGUCCCAAAUAGCCCCCGAGGGCCUGCUGGACCUUGACAACCCUGAGCUGGACACAGACACCUCCUCGACAUCCUCAAAGUCCUCCGUGGUCACGGACGUGCCAGAGGCGCCCUUUAUCUGUGAACACACAGUCAGCGAUUACACGGCCGUGAUUUCCUGGACCUAUGCCAUGAGCAGGCAGCCGGUCAGCUUCUACCAGGUCCUGUUGCAGGAGAUGGCCAAGAAAAAGGACAAUGAGUUUCCCAAGACAAAGAAUUGCCCGUGGAUCUUCCACAAGAUCUUGGGUACCACUGUCAAGCUGAUGGAGCUGAAGCCUAACACAAGUUACUGCCUCAUCGUCCGUGCCGUCAACACAGCUGGGGCGGGGAAGUGGUGCAAGCCCUACAAAUUUGCAACCGUGGCCAACGACCUGACCAGCUUCCCGGAGAACAACCCCAUCCAGAUCACCGUGCGGCGCAAGGAAUCGCAGAGGAAAACAGUGGCCAUGAGGCAGGCUGAGAUGCGGAGGCUGGAAGAUCUGGAAAACCUACUUCCCUACUAA